GUGAACUACAUGUGUGUUCUUUUAUGUUGAUGUUUAGGCAUUUGUUUUGCGGUGGGGGAACUACAAAUAAAACUCGGUUGCGUUUUUUUUCUGAGUAGAAAACCUCGUGCCAAAAUCUGGACUCAUUUUUUAUACAGUGCGAGAAAAGGGCUUUGAAACAGCAAAAAAUCAACUUUUGGUUGAGAGGUCGAUUCAAAGUCCGCAGCUCCUGUCCGUCCGACAUUUCAACUUCGGAUUUGGUCGUUUCAUGAUAUUGGUUAUAUUGGGUAUAAGAAUGCGGACUAGUAUCUUUAAACGUGUGCUACCCCCAUUACCUUCCCUCAGAUCUCGUCCGUCCCCCUGAUGCGCUAGUACGAAAACUAGAAAGAGGGCCCGUAUGAAAAUGCCCCCGAGCGAGCCUUGAGGCAGUCAGGCGUAGUUACAUAGCUGUGAAGAUGAUUCGGUAGUCGUGGUAAGUACAGGAUUUUUCUUUGCUGGUCAAAAACUUACCCCACACAGGAAGCAAGUAGUACUUAGACAGACUAAGGGAAAAGAAUAUAUGUUGAUGUUCUCACCCUCCUGAAAAUAAGCCACACCUAGAUCUUCAAAUAGGUCUACUUGGAUAUUUAGAUAUUGAACACAUGGAAGAAUAGAUGCAGUCCGCACUGGAAGAAAAGAAUGUCGAACAGCCUCCGUCAAAGAACGUAGACCCGUUUUCAUUCCGCCUGAAAGUUCGCAACGCGCUUUCCGAUGAGGCACUGCCCGUUGCAGACACUUUCGAGACGAAGGUCACAACGGUACAAGAAGUACGCAAAGCCGUAGCGGCGGCGGUCAGAGCAGGAAGUGCUGGCCGGGUAGUUCACGCUGCACCUGCUAGUACGCUAGACGAGAACGGGACCGCGUCGAAACGGCAUCGCUGCUUUUAUCGCAAGAAAAAAGUGUUAAUACAGUUACACAGACAUUGUGUUGCACGCCAAGCAAGACAGACAAGCUCUGUCAUGCCGGAUAUGCAUAGGAGCGUCGUUUCAUAGGUGUUUUCCCGUAGGAUUUCUGCAUUAUCAUGCAGAGAAAUUUGUGUUGCUGAAUUGACUACAAAUGUGUAACUGUCACGCGCUUUUUUCUUUUGAUAGCUUUUGGGAAAACAUUAUUCUGUUUCUGAAGGACGGCGAAACGGUUAUCGGAAACACGGACGCCUUGCCGUCUUCCGGGAGUUGGAAAGACGAGAACUUUUUCCGAGCUUUUGAGCAGGCUGUGGACCAUGGCAGGACUGGAGACGAGAAGACGUCGCAAAGAACCAUAAACACCACCAGCAUCCUUCCGCAAGAAACGCAGCUGAACCUUCUCCGAGCAGCGCGCACGGAGAUAUUUUGUGUAAAAACGUCCCCACCCCAGACCCAGAGUUGUCAUGCAGAUCUGCAUGCCAAAAAAGUUUCUCUUGCGAAGCCCAAUGAGAUCCAUUUUCUAGUCGUGUUUUGGAAUUUGUAAUGCUAGAAUAAGCAUGAUAUACUAGAUCUGUGAUGCUUCGGAACUAGCUAAACAGGACUGCACUACAGGAGCACACUUGUCAUGCGAAACAACCAAAGCUUGUUGAUUUGUCUAGCCGAUUUCCCAUCUUGACUUGGGUGUGGGGACAUCUUUACUCAGCAUGGGACAGUAAACACAGCUACGGUUCUUGUAGAGCGGACGAUGAGGAUGCUGGUUCCGAAAUAAAUUUUUACCUGACCAGCGCGACCAGUAGUGAGGCUGAGCGGGAAAAAGUACCACUAUCGAGGCAGAGGACCCCUGAUCAUCUGCAGGACCAGAAACGACGGCCUACGGGUGGAUCAACACUACAAAAAAAUGCUGUAGCUCAACAUUUAUUUUCCUCGCCUCUCUCUGUCCGCUACUUCGUCCGCCUCUAUGACCCGAUCCCCACUCGCGAAGCCCUCGAAACCGCUUUGACCCCGUAUCAGGACGAAAAAUCCCUCCUACCAAUUAUAACAAAACGGAAAUCUGUGAUGCAGAUUUGUGGUCACAAAUCAGCUUUGUCAUGCUAGAAGGGAAAAGCUGUAGACACUGUAGUGCUGAGUGGCGUGGGAAUAAACCUUUGCAUCUUCAGCAUGACAGGAGGCAGCUGGAAGUGGGAAGCAGCAUGACAAAUUGCCUCCCAUUGAGGCCACCACUGCGGCCCUUGGUCUUCUAGCAUUACAAGUCCACUUGUGUACUCAAAUACAGCAUCAGAAGUUUCGUUUUCGAUAUGGGGAGGUGGAUUUUUCCUUUUGAUACUCCGUACAAACAGGACAGUCUGGCGACCCGUGUCCACGACGAGUUCUCCUAUCAGCAGCAGCUAUUGCGAGGAAAAAUCUCCCCUCCCCAUACUGAAAUAAAGGUAUGUUUCCGAAAAUUUGUGUUGCUGGUUUGUGACCACCAAUCACAUUUGUCGUGCAAGAAGACAAGGGAAUGCCUUCCUGCAAUACAAAGCGCAUUUGUGUACACAAAUCCAGCAUAUAGAAAUCCCGUUUCGAUAUGGGGUGAAGGGAUUUUUCCUUACGAUAGCAGGUCCGGGAAAUUUUCGAGAUCGAGAAAAGGCACGGGCCCAUCCGCAUUUGGGACCUGUCGCAGGUGGAAGACUUUUCCAAUUUAUUUACCCGCGCCUUCUUUUUCGACCUGGACAUAAGCCAGUGGGACGUCAGUUAUGCAUUGCAAAUAUGUCCGGGUCUGGAAAGAAUGGGAUUUGUGAUGCCAGCUGUCGAUCUUCACACAAAAAUCUGUAUUGCACGAGAGGCAAAAAGCGCUCGGAUUGUUGCCACUCGAAGAGGGCAUUUCUCAUGCAGAACAGGGAUUUUAAGCAAACCUUUGCGAAAGCUGUGAUGCUAGAGAAUGCAUCUUCGAAGGCCAUGUACAAUUUGCAUGACAAACUCUCCAAAUCUUCCAGGAGACCCAGACAUUUUUUGGGAUGCAUAUCAGUGGCGCGAAAACCAUGGUUGGCAUGUUCAGCGGUUAUGCAAGAAAAAAACUGUGUAAGUGUAACUCUGUAAUGCAGAACAUGCAACAGCCUCACGUCUGUCAUGCCGGACAACCAUGAAGUCCUCGCUUCAUGUGUGUUUUCCCUUACAGGCCACGCAUGACAGGUUUACUCAGUCAUGUAGAGCAAAUUUGUGAUGCUGUCAGCCAAAGAUAGUUACACUAACACACUUUUUUUCUUGGAUAGCGGUGCGGUGAACUUCAAUAAGCCGAUCCAAGAUUGGGAUGUUUCCUAUGGAUUGCAAAUAUGUCUGUGUCUGGAAGGAUCCGAAAUUGAUGUGAUGCGAGUUGCGGAUCACGCAAAGAUCUGUGUUGCAUGACUGGCAAAAGGUGCGCACUUCUGGCCAUGCAGAGAGGCUAUGAAUUUCUCAUGCAGAAUUAUAGGCAUCACGGAGGGGCUGCAGAGAGAACCUGUGAUGCUAGGCCCCGCAUUCCAGACUCGAGGAAGCUUGGAAAAACUGCAUGACAAAUCUCGGAAUCUACUUCCAGACCCAGACAUAAUCGCAAUGCAUAUUUUCAGCGUGACAACGAUGGACCGGAUGUUUUUUGGCGCGAGUAAUAUCCUGUGCAAAAGUAUCGUACUCGUAGCGAUUGCAGUCAUGCAUUACAAAUCUUUUUCUUAAGGCAAAUCCGCAUUACAAAUUUUAUUUCUCAUGCCGAGUAAAUUUGUACUGCAUUUAUUAUACGAGUGCAAUGGUGCUUUUGCAAUGCAUAAGUAAUUUCAACCAGCCCUUGAAUGACUAUCGCAAGAAAAAACUGUUUCACUGUGAACUUGUGAUGCAGAAAAUGGAUCGCACGCAGAAGUGUGUGUCAUGCUACACAGGCAAGACAAUUGAUUUCUAGCUGUGUUUUCCCUUAAGUAGAUAGGAACCCCGCAUGACAGAUUUUCAGUGUCAUGCGUAGCAAACUUGUCGUGAUGCAGAUUUUGCAGGAUCACCACAGUGAAACAUUUUUUUCGUGGGAUAAUGACUGGAACGUCAGUAAUGUGACGGACAUGUCUAUCACCGGAAAAAAGUGUAGUUAUAACAGUUACCCAUUUGUUGGAAUUUCAGCAUCACAAACUUGCUCUGCACGGCAAAGCAAACUUGUAAUGCGCAGAUGACUAUAACGGAAAAGACGAAUGAAAUGAAGCUGGCAUUGGCAAGCAUCUCCUGCAUGACAGAGAUUGUCUGUCUUGCUGAUGUUGCGUCAGAGUGUGUAACUGCAACAGUUUUUUCUCACGAUAAUGUCAGGGAUGUUUAUGACCGCCCGGGAAUUUAACCAGCCGCUGGACUAUCCUCUGCAAAAACGUCCCCACCCCAGAAUUUGACCCCAGAGUUUUCAUGCAAAUCCGCAUGCGGAAAAUGUUUCAGUUUCUCAUGCGGAGUCCCAUGAGAAGCAUUCUUAUUUUCUAGUCGUGUAGAAGUUUUGGAAUUUGUAAUGCCCCAAUCACCAUGAUAUGCUAGAUCUGUGAUGCUGCUGAACUGGCUAAAGAGGAUUAGGUACACUACGAGGUCAAACUUGUCAUGCGCAACAUCAGCCAAAGCUUGUUGAUUUUUCUACGCAGAUUUCCCAUCUUGGCUAUUACUAUGGGGCGGGGACGUUUUUUUUACAAAGGAUAUGGAUAAGUGGGACGUUAGCACUGUGAGGAACAUGGCAAGCAUGUUUUUCCAGGCGGCAAAAUUUAUCCUGAGUAAAAACGUCCCCACACCAGAGUUGUCAUGCAAAUCUGCAUGCCAAAAAAGUUUGUCAUGCGUAGCGCCAUGAGAGGCAUUUUCUAGUCGUGUUUUGGAAUUUGUGAUGCUAUAAUCUGCAUGAUAUACUAGAUCUGUGAUGCUGCUGAACUACCUAAACAGGAUUACACUACGAGGAGAAACUUGUCAUGCGAAAUGACCAAAGCUGGCUGAUUUGUCUAGCAGAUUUCCCAUCUUGACUCUGGUGUGGGGACGUUUUUACAAAUGAUAAAAUUCAAGCAGUCGCUACGGGCCUGGGAUAUCACACGAGUGGUAUGGAUAGCAAAAAUGUCUGGGUCUGGAAGAGUGGAACUUGUAAUGCUGUCUGCGGAUUCUAAAAAUAUCUGUGUUGCAUGAGCAGCAAGAGGAGUCAGUUCUUGGCACGCGGAGAG
Messenger RNA from Amoebophrya sp. A120, 5086 nucleotides. The record is from the annotation of a GenBank genome assembly. NCBI's taxonomy places the organism in Eukaryota, Dinophyceae, Syndiniales, Amoebophryaceae.